This is a messenger RNA of Cololabis saira (Pacific saury), 7953 nucleotides long. RefSeq names its product zinc finger protein 609-like. The transcript is spliced from 8 exons. Bases 545 to 4837 code for a protein of 1430 amino acids. The record is from RefSeq and is a predicted model, not a curated record. Lineage: Eukaryota; Metazoa; Chordata; Actinopteri; Beloniformes; Belonidae. Gene Ontology annotation, biological process: regulation of transcription by RNA polymerase II. Gene Ontology annotation, cellular component: nucleus.
AUCAGUUCCCACACGAAGAACCCGCACGGCGCUCGUCCAGCACACGGAGAACACGGAGGAAUUACCCUCGAUGGGAAGCUACUCGCUGUGGGAUUAAUUGCGCUAAGGUCGCGGGAGAGCAUCGGAGACUCUUGUCGGCCCUUGAUAGCAGCAGCGACUGAGAGAAUGCUCGGGGGACUGGUGUGCGGUGUUCUCGGACGGUGCGUGUGUGAGUGACGGCGGCGCUGGUCCGGUGAGCGGCUGGCCUCCCCUCUCCUCUGGUGCUGGAUGUCUCCGGGGGGGGGUCGCUCUCUACAGGCACACGCUUUAACCCGCAUUUAACUGCGCCUCGCUGAUUUUUAUUAUUUUUUUAAUUUUUUGCUGCAUAUUUUGCGGAGCGCCAUGGACAGACGACGGUUCGGAAUAGGAGUGUCGAGGGCAAAAUGUGGUUAAAUGGGACUGGAACGAGUAGACCGUGAAGAUUCUCUAACCCUAGCCCUUGAGUCCCAACCGUCUGAGAGGGUGUCGGACCUCACUGAGGCAAUCCUGGGCCGUUGGCACUAAAAUGUCCCUAAGUGGUGGCACUGCAGGCGGGAAAGGUGUGGACUCUAAUGCGGUGGACACUUACGACAGCGGGGAUGAGUGGGAUAUCGGUGUUGGAAAUCUAAUCAUUGACCUUGACGCUGACUUAGAGAAGGACAAACUUGAGAUGUCUGGCACCAAGGACGGCAUGGCGGCACCACCCAGUGCAGUGGCAGCAUUGCCUGACAACAUACGGUUUGUUAGUCCAGUGUCUGGCUCUCAAGGCAAAGAGAGCAAAUCCAAAUACAAGCGCAGUAAGAAUUCGAAGGACAAUAGUAGCAAAGCUUCAGCUGGAGAUGUGGGUAAAAAAGAAACUACGGGACGGACUCAAGGGGAGCCAACAGGCACAGCAGCGAGUGCAGUCGCUGCUGGCAACAAUUCCACCUCUGGGAAGAACAUGGAAAAAGGGGGCAAAGCCCCCAGAGGUGUUCUCAGUGGUAAAAAAGACAAAGAAGGGGCUAGUGGGAAAAGUAAGAAAGACAAAACAGAUGGCGCCCCGGUUGUGGCAAUUGGUGUCACGGAGAAGGAUGUGUCUCAAGCCCAAGUCGCUUUGGGGAAUAGCCGUAAUGCAGCCUUUGAGAACACACAAUCAACAGACUUGGCAGAUGCCAAUCAAAUGGGGAAUAUUGCACUUGAAUCUGUUGGGAUAGUACCCGCGUUGACCACAAAAUCUGAACCAGAAGAGGUGGAAAAUGGUAACGGUGAAUGCAAGACAUUGAAGAAGGUCAAAAAUGAAAAGAUGGAAUCUCCUGUCUCCACACCAGCCCCUCCCCCCCUCCACCUCCUGGCCACAGUAGGCAACAGUGAAAUUGCCUCGCCAUGUGAGCAGAUAAUGGUGCGCACACGCUCUGUAGCGGUAAACACAUCCGAUGUUUCCCUGGCAACUGAACCCGAGUGCUUGGGGCCCUGCGAACCUGGUACCAGUGUCAAUCUUGAAGGCAUUGUAUGGCAAGAAACUGAAGACGGCAUGCUGGUGGUCAACGUUACUUGGAGAAAUAAGACCUACGUCGGCACCCUGUUGGACUGUACACGACACGACUGGGCUCCCCCUAGGUUUUGUGAAUCACCUACAAGUGAUCUGGAAAUGAGGAAUGGUCGUGGUCGAGGAAAGCGAAUGAGACCGAACAGCAACACCCCCAUGAAUGACAACAGCAACUCAUCAGACAAUAAGGGCACCACCACCAACAAGACCCGUGCCGCCUCUAACAGCAAGGGCCGGAGGGGCAGCCAAACACCAUCGGAGCGUCGUACCCCUCCAAACAGCAACACAGAGGACAUCAAGGCCAGUCCAUCUUCGGCUGGAAAACGCAAAGCCAAACCAGCCUCAGACAUGGAGCCUAAUUCCAGCUCGGAGGACACCAAAGGCAACAAACGCAUGAGAACAAACUCCAACAGUGGAGGCGUGGGGCCGACAGGUCUCCCUAUCCCCUCUGUUAAGGCUGAGCCACUUCCACCUCCCCUCGAUCGCAGCUGCCCUUCCCCGGUUCUCAUUGACUGUCCACAUCCUAACUGCAACAAGAAGUACAAGCACAUCAAUGGUCUUAAGUACCACCAAGCCCGUGCCCACAAUGAUGAUGACAUAAAGUUGGAAUUGGAUGGAGACUGUGAAUACGGAGAGGACUCGACUCUCCACCCUGAACCAGGAAACUGUAAUGGAGCGUCCAUCUCCCAGAAAGGCUGCUUAUCUCCAGCACGCUCAGUUACUCCAAAAGGCAGGAACUUUGACGCUCAAGGUUCUUCCCCAUCUCCUGGCAAGUUUGGUUCAAAGAGUAAAAAGAAAAUGGCUGAAACAGAUCCAGAAACAGGAGGCACGCCAAUGGAUGGCUGCGAGGAUGGGCCAUGUCUUACUGAUGAGACCAGUAACGACGGUAUAGACGAUAAGAGAGGAUCAGAUAAAUCUAAAAAGGCCAGUGCUGGCACGAAGGCAGAUAAACUGGCCCAGAAAAACUUGAAAUCACCUCGUCCUCUUGGCCCUGGCCCGGCAGCAUCCCAACAGAUGUAUUCAUUUCCUCCUCAAAAUCCCUCCCCAGGGCUAACACCAAUGAUACAAGGAAUCCCCAAGAGUCCCCAGAUGAAAGGCGCUCAGCCUAAACCCCCUCCUAUUGGUGAUCCCACUUCAGGUAGCUCCAAAGACAAGAAGAAGAAAGACAAAAAGAAAAAAGAUGGUGGGAAGGAUGCUGACAGCCCCAAGCCUCCAGGAAAGGGUGGGAAACUCGAGGAAGGAAAGCUUCAAUAUUCUGAACCUUGUGAUCAAGGGAAUAAGGGGGAUGGCCUCCUCAAUGGUUCCUCAGAUCCUCAUCAGAGUCGCUUGGCCAGCAUCAAGGCCGAGGCCGACAAAAUAUACAACUUUUCGGACAACGCCCCAAGUCCAUCCAUUGGCGUUGCCAGUCGAAUGGAUGGCAGCGGAAUGCCACAGCCGCUCACACCACUUCACGUGGUGAACCAGAAUGGUGCUGACAACUCUUCAGUAAAAACAAAUAGCCCGGCAUAUUCAGACAUUUCAGAUGCCGGUGAAGAUGGUGAAGGGAAACUAGAAAGCGUUAAAGUCAGGACGGAGGACCAAGCCAUCAGGGAAAGUGUUAAAAAAGCGCUCUUUCCAAACCAGACACCCAGCAAAGAUUCCCCGUACUAUCCCGGUUAUGAGACGUACUACUCCCCCAAUUACGUCAACCCCAGUCCCAGCGGGCCAAACCCAGGUGCACCAGUGGCCGAAGGGCCGGCCAAGAUCAAAAGGGACGACGAACAGGACCAAGUCGAAGAAAAAGUAAAGGUUGAAGUUCAUGAAGAUCGCAAACCUGACAUUGCUCCCGUUCCACAGCAGCAACAGCAGCAGCAGCAGCAGCAACAACAGCAACAACAACAGCAACAGCAGCAACAACAACAACAACAGCAGCAACAGCAACAGCAGCAGCAGCAGCAGCAGCAACAACAACAACAACAACAGCAGCAACAGCAACAACAACCACCCCCUCCACCACAGCCAUCAGUUAUCCAACAGCGAUCAAACAUGUACAUGCAGCCUCUCUACUACAACCAAUACGCUUAUGUGUCACCUUAUGCAUACAGUCCCGACCAAGCCUACCACUUGAUGAACACCAACCCGGCCUACAGGCAGCAGUACGAGGAGCGGCAGCGUCAGAUGGCCGAGCAGCAUCGCGCUGCCGAAAAGAAGUCCGAAGUCGUCAUGAAAGAAAGAGAAGCCUCCAUAAAGGAGGAGUGGAAACAAAAGAACCCAAUGCCCCCUAGCCUUUCCAAAGCCCCAAGUCAGUCAGACCUUGGAAAGCUGCAGCAGCCUCAAAGCAAAUCCAGGGACUCGCCCUCUGAACCUUCCUCAAAAUCCAUGGGAAACAUAAAGGGGGAUGACCCCAAGUCCCAGCAAGCUGAGGGGUUAAAAAUGAAGCUGACUGAAGGGGGUCACCAUGGAAAGGAAGAGUCCAUGCAAGUGCUGGAGUCCAGAGGACAGGGGGGAAUGGAGCAGGCCAUUUGGUACAGACAGUAUCCUGAGAGUCAGAAGCCCCAAGCAGAAGAUGAACACCAGCAACAACAACUUAGAAGGAAAGAUGAAAGGGACCGGGAGCGUAAGCUAAAGGAGGAUAGGCCCAGGCCAAAGGACAGUCAGAGUGGACCUAAGGAGGACGGCAAAGAGGGUAGUGAUCCCAGAAUUAUUUCUGAGGAGCAUCGAGCCAUGAGCAAAGACUCUCGUUCAAACCCCCACAUGCAGUUCACGUCACCACUACCGCAACACCAAGGCUACAUGCCCUACAUGCACGGUUAUCCCUACGGACAAGGCUAUGACCCCAACCACCCCGGGUACAGGGGCAUGCCCUCGGUCAUGAUGCAGAAUUAUGCAGGUUCUUAUCUACCCGGAGGUUAUCCGUUUUCUCCAUAUGGGAGUAAAAUGGGUGGAGGAGAGGAAGGCAGCGAGAAGUCUCGGGCUAGCCCUACUGUGACCAAGACGGCAACCGACUCCAAAGCCCUGGAUAUCCUGCAUCAGCACGCCAGCCAGUACAAGAGUAAAUCCCCAACGGUGGGCGACAAACCUCCCCACGACAGGGAGAGGGAGCAGGAGCGGGGACCUGCUGGAGACAGAGACCGGGAAAGGGAGCGAGAACGGGACAGAGAGAGAGACGUAGACCGGCCGCGCUCCUCGCCCUCCCAGCGCAUCAUGCCCUCUCACCACCACCUGGGAUACCCCCUGCUCUCAGGGCAGUAUGACCUGUCUUACGCUACAGGGAAACCUGACCGUCACACCUCAACCCUGCAAAGAUUCAUGUGACUGGCUCACAUGAGAACAAGAUCUCCUGGUUGUUACCUUUUAGACAUCAGUUGAAUGGUGUUUCUAUAGUUAUUUUUUAGUUCCUGUGCCCCACGGCUAGGCAGACUGUUUUUUUUUUUUUCCUUUCUCUCAUAAAAGACCCCAAAUUCUCCAUCUGUGGACUGUAACAGGACUGACAGGAACCCAGGUUCAAAGCCAUGACUCUGCCCCAUCACGCAGAGGAAACACCGACCCGCUGAUUAUCUAGUCUUUGCACUGUCAACAAACACAAUGCAAAAAGAGACUAUUGGACUGCCAGAACAGCUUUUGUGGUUGUUUUUUUGUUUUGUUUUCCUUUUUCCUGACUGCAUUGUUUUUUGUCACGCAGAAAGAAAUUGGCAGGGGACUUUGGGAAGUUAGGUGGCUGAUGGGGGGAAGAAGAGUCGUACAAAACUAAAGACUGGCUUAUUGUAUGUCGUGAAACAACAGUAUAUCCUUAACUUGACAAAUGUUUGGCUAUAUUUUGUGGGGAGAGGGAAUAUGGCAGCAGCUGCUUUCUUCAGAGACUAAAAAGCCUGAGACAGAAGUUUUUCAUCUUCCAUCGUCAUCAGUUCCCAUCCUCUUUGAACCCUCACGUCUUGUUUCAGGGAUGUUGUCAUGUUUUGCGAAGGGACCGCACACACCUCAAAGGAGAAUAAACACUAUUCAUGUUUUCUUUUCUCAGCAGUGCUUACGUUCUCUUUCAUAUCAUCUCUGAAUGUGUCUGAUGCUGGUUUUUGGUCCUGUUUUUCCUCACAAUGAAAGGGUCACAUCUGUCUCCACACUCAAAUAGUGAAGCCACAUCAGCAAGCAACGAGUUCACGGGGCAUUGUCAUUGUUGCAUCGGGCCACCUGUGUGGGUUUUGGUGUUUUACUUUGAUUGUGCUUCUUUGGCUUUGAUUGUUUCCUGUAAACAAUGUGAAAUUUCUCUCAUGUAUUUUUCUGCUGUAAUAUAGACCUUUAUCUUACCUUUAUGUGCAUAAAUGUUUAUAUUUAUCCAAGCAUGCAACUGUUUGAAAGACUGUUUAAAUAGCUUUCAGCCUUCACAGCAUUUACCGGUAUGUGGUCAGAUUAUUACUGUUACUGUUGAGUCCCUGGACGUCUUGUGUACUUUUUAUUUGCUUCAUAGAUUUACUCGUCUUGCCUCUGAUAUUUUUUUUUUUUCCCCCCUAAUUUACUUGUACACGAGCUUGAUUUGCAUCUGCGUUCAUCCCGACAUGCUGUGUGUAUUUAGACUGGCUCCACACCGCUCAGUUACUGCCCAUUCAGUCAGAUGAAGGGAAACGCAAUAGAUCAGUGAUUUUCAGGAUAAUGUUCCCAGACGAUAUUUUUCUCGGCCCUUCACUUGCUUAUGUGGCUUCACCAUAAUACACAGGCACCUCAGACAAUUGUUAGCAUUAUUCUGUUUUUUUUAAAUCAGCCACUACCUUUUUGUUUUUGUUUUUUCCUUUUAUUGAGAUGUUGCCUGUGCAGUAACAUCAGCUUGCUCGUGCACGUGAUGGCCCAGCUGUUGCGACUUCUCAACAAACACGAACCAGCCAGAUGUUGACAGCUGAAUCUAAAUACAAAAAGAAGUGCGAGCCAGUGAAAAUGUAACGGGAAGCAACCUGAACACAGCAAAUGGAGUGAAAUAGGACCUGGAACACGCACACAUGACUGAAGUAGGAAGCCUUAAAGUUGUCCAAUGAGCUGAAAAGCAGCAAAUCGCUGCAGGCUUUCCUCUGAAUGCCAAACAGGUGGUCGUACUCUGUAAAUUCAGUCUGGUUAACUUUAAAUCGACACAAAAGGCCUCUGUCAGCAGGGCCUGUUCAACCAGAGGCCCCUCUUGGCUUUAAAUUAGCCGAGGCUUUAAGUGAAAUUCUAUCCAGAUGAUAUCCGCAUUGAUUUCAGAGGGUUCCUGUUUGACGGUGUGAGGACGGGAAAAAAAAAAGAGACAUUCUCUGCUCUGGGCUGGACGUGUUAUGGCGGGUCAUUCAAGAGAGGACAUUGUUAAAAGUGUGAGGUCACACCUUGCUGUCGUGGGUUGUGACUAGUCUUAAAGGGUUUUAAUAGGAGAAGAAAGUUGACCAUGUUGUCAUCAAAUUUAAUUUUCCAGAUUUUUGGUUUUACAAACACUUUUAUUGUUCCCAUGGUUGUAGUUUUUAUUUUCCCCCUCACGGAGUCCCCGAACCGCCGGUUAACCUCUCGUCCAACACCAUCUGAAGCUGGUUGUUAGCUCUUUGCUGAGACACUUCUCAUGUUUAAGAAACUGCAGCUCCUCAUUUUGAGAUUCUUGGACAUUCCAAGUGACCGAGUUUGCCAGUUUCUCGUCCCAUGAAAGUUUGCAAGAUGGUAUAUAUUUUGACUUAGCACUCAUUUUAAAGAAUGGCUGACAUGAAUAAGCUGAAUGUGGUGGUGUGUGACUUGUACUUAAUCUGUAAGGGUAAUCUAGGCAGCUGUGAUGUUGUCAAUAAAGUCAGUGGGUUUUAGUACCAGCAGACUGCAUACAGUACAUAUAGUUUUAUCAGACAAUGGUUGUGACAAGUGCAUUUGUUCUCUCUCUGAGAGUAGUAAUGUUAUCUCAGUAGUAAGCAAAGCCCAGUGAAAGUCAUUUAUCCUAAAGUGUAUGAAAAGCCAGAAAAGUAACGUUUGCUAUCAACAUAUUGGAAAGUGCUUGGCUCUUGUAUUUUGCAGGACUGUAUUUGUUUCAUGGUGAAGAGUAUAUUUAUUGGCCAGCAGUUGUCUCAAUUGGUGCCUAGUCGAACAUUCUUCUGUGAAAACACAGAGACACUUGCUCGUUUGUCCUUCCCUAACCCGCCUCCUGACAAGCACCCCCCGCCCGCCCGUUACCCGUUACCCUCCCCGCGCCGCGCCCCCGCGUCCCCGCUCCCUCCACCCACACACCUUCCCCGAGCACCAGCACCGGUGCUUGCAAGGAUGUUUACAAUGUCUUCAUUUUCUUUCUGUGUGAGAAAUUCAGAACUCUUCUCCCUCUCCUCUUUCCCUUCAGGAGUUUGUGUAAAGUGUACAUUACCAUGGUUCUUUUUUAUACAAUACUCUGUAACUUGCCUUUGUAAAUUUGGGCUGGAAAAAAAAAUAAAUCUUUUUAUGAGACAAUC